AUGAGUUCAUCACCUGAGCAGUCUCAUUUGGAAGUGGAGGGUCCCAUUGAAGAAGAUAUCCAGCAGGAGAAAGUAAAGCAAAUUGAACCUCAUUCCCCACCACGAAGCAAACUGGAAAUAUUCCUGAAGAAAGAAAUGGAAUUCCUGGGGGUGGCUCAGACCAUGAUUGGCAUUAUCUGCUGUUUUUUUGGAGUAACUCAUAAGUUUAUUCCAAAUUUUCCACAGAAAGAGAACUCUUUCUCCUCGUUUCAAAUAAGCUAUCCAAUAUGGGGAGGAUUGCUGUUCACCACUUCUGGAUAUCUGUUGAUUGCAUCGGAAAGAAAAGGCACUAAAUAUCUGGCACGAAGCAGCUUGGUAAUGGCCAUUCUCAGUUCUGUGGUUGCAGGAUUUGGGAUAAUGAUUCUCUUAUUCAAUAUGGAGCAAACAUCUUCUGUUUUGCAUGAAUGCCAAAAUCAACCAAUUGGAGACUUUUGCUUUGCAGCUACGUUUUUAUAUGAGACUGCAGCCAUGGUCUUAUUCCUCACCAUUCUGGAGAUGCUUAUUGGCUCAUUACUCCCUAUCAAUGAGAUAGUUGGAAAAGUUGGGAAAGCAUGGUUUGCAAAGUUCACCACUUCUGGAUAUCUGUUGAUUGCAUCGGAAAGAAAAGGCACUAAAUAUCUGGCACGAAGCAGCUUGGUAAUGGCCAUUCUCAGUUCUGUGGUUGCAGGAUUUGGGAUAAUGAUUCUCUUAUUCAAUAUGGAGCAAACAUCUUCUGUUUUGCAUGAAUGCCAAAAUCAACCAAUUGGAGACUUUUGCUUUGCAGCUACGUUUUUAUAUGAGACUGCAGCCAUGGUCUUAUUCCUCACCAUUCUGGAGAUGCUUAUUGGCUCAUUACUCCCUAUCAAUGAGAUAGUUGGAAAAGUUGGGAAAGCAUGGUUUGCAAAGCAUCCCAAAACUGGUCAAGAAGCUCUUUAUGAAGAAUUAUCCAUUUAUACCCCAAUUGAUGAAGUCAUAGAUCUACAAGAAAGAAAGUCUGCAGCUAUGACCCCAAAGGACAUAAGCACAGAAUCCAGGGAGUUACUUCAUUCCACUCUAUCUCAACCACCAGAGGAGCUUCUGCAAACUUAGUCUUAAAUAUCAACAAAUGUUUUCAGAACAUGGUACAAUGUAAAGGGUGUUUGACUUAAGGUCA
Molecule: messenger RNA, 1171 nt
Organism: Gracilinanus agilis (Agile Gracile Mouse Opossum)
Lineage: Eukaryota; Metazoa; Chordata; Mammalia; Didelphimorphia; Didelphidae
Product: high affinity immunoglobulin epsilon receptor subunit beta-like
Exons: 9
Coding region: 1-1107 (368 amino acids)
Biological process (GO): cell surface receptor signaling pathway
Cellular component (GO): plasma membrane
Source: RefSeq, a predicted model, not a curated record